Messenger RNA from Prosopis cineraria, 2625 nucleotides. RefSeq names its product transcription termination factor MTERF2, chloroplastic-like. NCBI's taxonomy places the organism in Eukaryota, Viridiplantae, Streptophyta, Magnoliopsida, Fabales, Fabaceae. The coding region runs from base 54 to 1223 and encodes 389 amino acids. The transcript is spliced from 2 exons. The record is from RefSeq and is a predicted model, not a curated record. Gene Ontology annotation, biological process: regulation of DNA-templated transcription; chloroplast organization. Gene Ontology annotation, cellular component: chloroplast. Gene Ontology annotation, molecular function: double-stranded DNA binding.
GCACUUGACCUUCCUCUGUUUAAGGGUUUCCUUUGAGCUGCCUGUCGGAAUACAUGUCUCGUUUUCUCAGCCGAGCGGUCUCGUUUCGGAGGCGCAUUAUCAACGCAACAUCUCCUUCAACGUUUCAAUAUCUGCUUUGUGUUCAAAGCCAAUGGUUUUCUGUAAGGUAUGCUAAUUCAAUCGCGUCAGAUGGCCGUUCUUUCACUGCCUCAUAUCUCAUUGACACAUGUGGCUUCUCACCCAAACAAGCUGAAGCAGCUUCUAUGCGUGUCAGCUUCGAAACGCGAAAAAGGCCAGAUUUGGUUAUCAAUUUCCUGAAAAGUCAUGGAUUCUCGCGGCCGUUGAUUCUUCGUCUCAUUCGAAAGGCCCCAUGGUUUCUUCGAUCUGAUCCUGAGAAAACCUUUCUUCCCAGGAUUGAAUUUUUCAAAUCCAGAGGUGUUUCGAGCUCACACAUCUCUAAGCUUAUUUUUAAUUGUCCUAACAUCAUGAGAAGAAGCUUAAGUAAUCAACUCAUUCCUUCUUUUGAUUUCUUUCGAGAUUUGUUUCAAUCUGAUGAGAAUGUCAUUAAAGCUCUAGAACAUUGCUCGGGCAUUUUUUCUGGUACUAGAACCUCUGCCGCGCCAAAAAUAGAGAUAUUGCGAGAAGCAGGAGUUCCUCAAUCAAAUAUCAUCAAAUAUUUGCAAUUUUACUCUAGAACAUUUACUUCUUCUCGUCCUGGUCGAAUUAAGAAGAUUGUGGAGGAAGUGAAAGAACUUGGUUUUGAUCCUUUGAAGCUUCAAUUUCUUGUAGCUGUUCAUGUAUGCUUAUGCUUAAAAAAAUCCACACUGGCUAAAAAGGCUGAUGUUUAUAAGAAGUGGGGUUUUUCUGACCAUGACAUUCUCACGGUGUUUAGAAAGCAUCCUUUGUGUAUGGCAAUAUCAGUGGAUAAAAUUGAUGCAGCAAUGGAUUUUUUUGUGAAUAAAUUGGGCUGUGAUUCUUCCACUCUUAGCAAAUAUCCUGCAGUUAUUACAUUGAGCUUGGAAAAGCGAAUUGUUCCACGUGGCGUUGUCAUUCAAGUUCUAUUGUCAAAGGGUCUGGUGAAAAAGAAGACAUUACUUCGAAUACUUAAAUUAACUGAAAAGGACUUUUUAAGGAGGUUUGUCCUUUGUCAUGAGCACGAAGCAAGUGAAUUGUUGGAGUUGUAUCAGUCUAAACUGGAUCUUACAAGGAAAAUGAAUCGUUGAAUACUGGCAAGGUUUUAAGGUGCAUGCUUAUUGGCUUAUUGCAAGAGAAGGCAGAGAAAUAGUGUAGUUUCCAUUUCUGUCAUAAUCUGUUUUGUAAGGUACGUGAUAAACAUAUUUGCAUACAUUCAUUAGCUUAAAGAGACCAUUUUACAUGCCUAAUAUCAUUUCAUAUGCAUUUAUAUUACAUUUUUAGUGCAAAAUUGCCUAUGCGUUGAGUUAGAUGCAUUAGGAGUAUUUUGGCUAUAAACUGCACGUUUUACAAAUGUGGGGUUAAGUUUUGGAAUUAUGUUUUUUAAUGAAUUAAAAUGAUUGGCCAAAUUGGUUUUUUAUUUAUUCAUCUGAGGUUGGAAGUUAUUAAGAAAAGACACACUUUAAGGUUGUCUCUUUAAAAGGUUUUCAUUUAGCUUUAGGUUUUAAUUCAAAUGUGUACUUGUUUGCAUUUGUGUCUUGUGAGACCUUUGCAUUCAUAUUUCCUUUGUUACUUUAAUAACUAGGUUGAAUCAAAUAUUUCUAUCUUAGUUCAAUUAAAUAAAUGUUAUACUAUAAUGAAUUGAUUAUUUGAUUAAAUUGUGAUUUAGAUGAGUUAAUGUGAGAAUUGAAGAUAUAGUUCAAAGCAAUUCAAAGGGGCUUCAAGAAGGCAAUAUUGUUCGUGACAUUUGUGUAUAUUUGAGAGGGUGCAAGUUAAGCUUGAAAUGGUGCAUUGUAUUGAAUCAGGCCUAAUUUUGGAAUUGUCGUCAUUUGCCUCCAAAUUCUAGAGGUAGUUUCGGCCAAGGGGGUGAAUUGGUUGAAGAUCACAACCACUUGAUAAGUUUCCAUAACUUCUUUAUUAUUUUCCCUUGGCCAAUUUCGCGCAUUAGCAUUCCCAUUCAGAUUCUCUCCCAAUUUUUGCAUUUUCAAACAUUUUUUUCUCACUUUCUCACUUGUUCAUUUUCUUACUAAAUCAAUCACUCAUAUCUUUCUCAUUCCUUCACCAAAUCACAUAAAACUACUCACAUUCUCUUCCUCUCUUCAAAUUCGUCCACUCCUUUAGAUCUAAUUAAGGAUUAAAGGUUCAAAUCAUUCAUUGAAGAAGAUGAAAAGGUGUGGCCUAGUGCGUUUAACUCUUGAAGUUUUGAAGGUAGUGAUGAGAGGAUUUCUCAAGGUAUUCUAAAGGGAUGAUAGAUGGAAGAUGAAUCAAGAAGCUACACUUGGCUAAGACUUUAUAUUCUUUUAAUUUUUCUCAUUUGAAUUGAUGAUUGGUUCCUUAAUUUAGGAUUGAUGCAUCAUGACUUUGUAAUUCUAGUUGAAUUCAUUUUGUUGUAAUGAGAAAUAUUUGUUUGGAUGACUAUAUUCUUGUGAGAAUUGUGGUAUUUGAUUCGGCCAUAUCUAGUUUAAUGCAAGGUUUUGUGUUUUUUAUUGAUGA